AUGGCCAAUGUCUCCGCUGUUAGUAUACUUGGUAUAACAGUGUUUGCCAAGAAUCUAAGGAAUAUGAACCUAGAGAACCACUUUGAGAUUCCCGAGAAGCAUCUGCUGCUGGAGAAAUCAAAGAAUAUAAUGCACCCAACCUUCCAUGAGUAA
Messenger RNA from Acytostelium subglobosum LB1, 153 nucleotides. RefSeq lists its product as hypothetical. The record is from RefSeq and is a predicted model, not a curated record. NCBI's taxonomy places the organism in Eukaryota, Evosea, Eumycetozoa, Acytosteliales, Acytosteliaceae. Bases 1 to 153 code for a protein of 50 amino acids. The transcript is spliced from 2 exons.